AAAAGUACGAAAGUUGGAGCUGCCCUUUUUCCAAUAAUAUGUACUGUUCGCACUGUGAUAGUCAAAGUAUUCAGGAUGGUUGGUUGGCCUGUCCUUCUCUCUACUUUCUCGUUAAAAGUACGAAAGUUGGAGCUGCCCUUUUUCCAAUAAUAAAUGUGUACUAUACGCACUGCACACUCCAGUGAUAGUAAAGGUCUUCAGGAUGGUUGGUUGGACAAUCUGGUUCUAUGGGGAAGGAUGCACUGUAGUGAUAGUAGGCAUGUGUCAGUAAUGGUGCUGGCCGAUGUCACAUGCAGGUACUCCCCUGGCUGGCCACAUAGAGGACCUGCUGAGGCUGAGAGAGAUCGCUACAGACUAUGAGAUGUGGCUACAUGUACAAGGCCAUGCUCUGUCUUCUCUGUGUCUUCCUAUUGAAGAGGCUCGAGUACAGAUAGCCAGACAGGCAGACAGUCUGACACUGUGCCUUGGGACUUGGUUUGGUCUUCUCAGCAGCCCAUGGAUUACCCUACACACCACACCCACCGUCAUUGACAUUGAGACUCUGCCCACAUCGGGACCGUUUCCACCAGAGGGAACUGAACUGGAGGAGGGAGCCAUUCCUCUGCCGGGAGUGAGCUGGUCGGCCAUGCAGCCGCAGGGACCUGGCCGCCUCCUCUCCCUCCCUCUCUGGAUGAGUCUCCAGUUCCUUGGUAGCAAGACCCUGAUAGAGACGGUCACCUACUGCAGCAAUUUGACGGAGCACAUGAUAGCCAGACUGGAGGAGGUUCCUGGUGUCAGGAGAUUUGGUGUCCCUAACCACAAGUCCUACGUGGUUCUGUUCAAGUACUAUGGCGGAGGAGAGGUGGACUAUUUCGAGGUGGCCAGGAACUUUGGGGCCCAAGGACUCAGUCGCUGGACCUACAUCUACUGAGGAACCCGGUGACCACAGCAGAGCAGAGGAAGAGGUGGAAGAUGGUGGAGGAGGAGGAGAUACAGAGGGUGGGGGAGAGGAAGAAGAGAGAGGGGAGGUGGGUGGAGGAGAUGGUUGCAGUGAAGGACUAGAGAUGGGGACUGUGGAAGUUGGAGACGAUCAACCUCCACCACCACCACCUCCAGUAGCAGCUGCAGCAGAAGCAGCAGAGGAGUCCCAGCCGCCGACACAGUUGGUGGUGGAUCCUCUCCCUCUUCCCACUGCCAAUGUCACCAACAUGAUGAUAGCCAAGGAGCUCUACCAUUUCUUCCCCAAAGUUGGGAUCACCACUCUCAAACUGCCCGGAGAUGGCCUCUGCUUCAAGUUUGAUCCCAUCCACUCGUUCCCUGAGCACAGUACUUCCAUUGAAGACGUGGAUUCUUUCAUAGACGCCCUAAAACAGAAAGCGCUAUCACUGCACACCACGUCUCUACUGAGAUGUCUGGUGGAGUCAACUCUACGAGGCCAGCCCAACCUUCGCUGCCUCGAGUUCCCUUCUUUCUUUGCCGGAGGAUUCAUCCAGUAUGUUCCGACUGACUGGGCCACCAAGGUGGAGCUGACUCUGGAAGAGGUGAACAAACUCAACAAACUGAAUCUGGAGCUGGCGUCCGACCUGGCCACCAGGGACCCCGUCUACACUCCGUUCCAGCAUGGGAACUUCACCUGCAUCAUGAUCAAAGAGCUGCCUCCUGGCACAAACAUCAGUGGGUUCCUCACCGGACUACUGACAAAGACGAGGGAGUUUGAAGAACACAAGAAGUUCCUGGACGGGAUGUCUCAGAAGAUCGUGAAAGGCAUAGAAGAGGCACAGAAAGACAUCCACAAUGAAAAACAGAAGAAAGAUGGAGAGCAAGGGUUCUUACACAGUAUCCCUGUGGUAGGGUCCCUGUGGGGCUGGUUUGCUCCACCCACACCCACCACACCGGAGGGAAGAACGUUCAAUCUUUCACAGGGUAAAGUGAAAACAACAGGAGAGAUCUAUAAACACAAGAUGCAGGUCAACGAAACGUCGCAACCAGACAUGUCUGCUUCUCUCGCCGCACUGCCAUCACUCAAAGACACAGAGUCUGUAGCUUCUGAUGUGUCCUCUGCUGCUGUACCUGCCAUGCCAUCGCUGGAGCAAGGUGAUGGGGACUCUUCCUCUGAACAUCAGCAUCAGACAGAAGGGGAGGUAGAGGUGGCCGGAGGAGAGGGAGGAGAUGGUGGAGGGGAAGAAGAGAGGGUGGGGACUGAGACAGAGGCAACCAAGUCUGGAGGCGGAGGAGAGAGCACAAGUCAGCCACAGAAUCCAGAGCAAUAGACCUACAAUUAUGAACUAUUUUCGAUUUUUUGUGCUGUCUCAAUCCUCCCACUGUGGCAUGCGCAUGCUUCUAGUUAUUAUACGUGUGAGAAGCUGGGCAUGACAAGUGCAGAGGUAGGGUCUAGCUGUGGAUAUGACUGUAGACAAUGCUCAUGUGUGCUACGUGGGUUAAUUAAUGGGAGCACAAUGCAUCUUUAGCGAGUGAAUUCAA
Geodia barretti is the source of this 2460-nucleotide messenger RNA. Lineage: Eukaryota; Metazoa; Porifera; Demospongiae; Tetractinellida; Geodiidae. The record is from the annotation of a GenBank genome assembly.